Messenger RNA from Hippoglossus stenolepis (Pacific halibut), 1535 nucleotides. It is a transcript of the gene zp3c, whose product is annotated as zona pellucida glycoprotein 3c. The transcript has 8 exons. Gene Ontology annotation, biological process: binding of sperm to zona pellucida; positive regulation of acrosome reaction; egg coat formation. NCBI's taxonomy places the organism in Eukaryota, Metazoa, Chordata, Actinopteri, Pleuronectiformes, Pleuronectidae. The record is from RefSeq and is a predicted model, not a curated record. Gene Ontology annotation, molecular function: acrosin binding. Gene Ontology annotation, cellular component: extracellular matrix. Bases 82 to 1479 code for a protein of 465 amino acids.
CGUGAAGUGCCACCACUACCAUACUCGACCUGUUCAGGUGAAGGAUCAGUCUCAGUGGGGGAAGCAGCUGCUGGAGAGAAGAUGGAGAUGACGCAUGCUGGGGUUCUGUUGCUGCUCUUUUGUUCUGCCUAUAGUUACCAGUUUAGUAGUGGAACCCGUCGCGGUCUGCGUGUGCGAGACCCUGAAGCUGAAUGGGACAGACUGGCGACAAUAAUGGGUGAAGAGACGAAAGUGGCUUCGGUACCCAGUAUCUGGAAGAGUUCCACAGGCCCUGGAUCCUUAAAAGCCAACAAAGACAACUUCCCUCAGUUCAAGCUCAUCUCCAUGUCCAAGUACCCGAAAGACGCUUUCAAGCCAGAAAAGGGUGUCAGACCCCUUCCUGGAUUUGCCGCGGAAAUCUUAGUGGUUCCCUCUACUACCGGAACAGCAGCCACAUCACCAGCCAGAAAAGCUGCGGUCGAAAUCCUUUGUCACCUUGACAGAAUUUAUGUGAGAGUUCUGCGUGAGGGAUUUAAGAGUGUGAAUGCUUACAAAGAUCUGUAUGUAGGUUCCUGUCCUGUUAACCAAGGCACCAAAGAACACUACUACUUCCUGUACCGUCUGACAACUGACUGUAAAUUCAAAAAAGAGAGUCUGCCAGAUUAUCUGUCCUACAGCAAUGUGCUCAGCUACAACCCAUCUGGUCAAAUCUUAAGGAAAUUGCCGUUUGUUGUCCCUGUGCAGUGUAAAUAUCAUAGGCUUUUUCACUCCUACAAAGUUGGUUUUUAUCCCAAACUACAAGGAGGCACAGUUUUCAAAGCACUCACACCAAAACAAAGUGUUGUCCUUGAGGCACAAGAUGCAUCAGGAAAUGAACUUACUGGCAGCAAAACUUACACCUUGGGUCAGCCAAUGUUCUUUGAAGCAAAGAAGGCCAAUGACGCUGGAACCUCUGGUGCUCAGCGGAUGUACAUCAACAAGUGCUUCAUGACUGCCGACCAAUCCCCCAACUCUAACCCCAAAUAUACCAUCAUUGAAAACCAAGGCUGUAUGAUUGACAGCAAGCUUGCGUCGCAGUCGAAGUUCCUCAGCGGCUCCUCAAAGAUGUCCCAGAAAUUCCAAGUGGUAUCCUUUGUCUUCAAGGACCAGGUUUCCACUUCCUCCAUGUCGCAGCAACUCUACAUGCACUGUGAUGUCACACUGGGGCCAUUGACUCCAUCUCCAAGUUCUAAGGCUUGCAAUUAUGAUUCAGCAACCAAGAAGUGGAAGGAGCUUUAUGGUGAUGACUCUGUGUGCACCUGCUGUGAGACUAAUUGCCCCUCACCACUGCCCAAGGUUUCCAAGAAGACUAUCUCCAGUGCCUCUUGGAAGGUCAACUUGGGUGACCAGGAUGGCGAUGUGAACGUUGAACCUCGGAUGAGAUUGACUGAUGCUGACUCAUUCAGUUUGGAGGACUCUGACAUGGCAGACUUCCUCAACUACUGGGAGGAUGAUUACUAAAAUUUGUGUGGAUAUGUUAACUUUUAAAAAAAUAAAUUGCUUUCUCUUGUACUUGA